AUGUUAAGAAAUAAGGGUCAUUCCUCUAAACAGGAUAACUUAGCAGUCACUGCAGUGGCUUUACAAGAUCACAUUGUACAUGAUCUUCAACUUCAGAAUCUUUCAAUAGCAGAUUAUUCUAAGACAAAGGUACAAAAGACAGAGAACAGAUCCAAAUCUCUAAAAAGAAAUGCAAAGGCAAUAAUAGAUACUGGGCUUAAGAAGACCGCACAAGGAGGCCCUAAAGUGGAAGAUCCAGAAAAAGAAUACGUUCUUGAUCCAAAACCACCACCAUUAACUUUAGCACAGAAGUUGGGCCUCUUUGACCCUCCCCCAUUGCCACUGUCUGCGGAUGAGUGGGACAGAGUGAAGCAGAGGUCCGUUGAGCAGGGGGACUCCAUGCAGCCGUGCCCGAUAUGCAAAGAGGAGUUUGGACUUCACCCGCAGGUGCUGCUCUCCUGCUCACACGUGUUCCACAGGGCUUGCCUUCAGGCUUUUGAAAAGUUCACAAAUAAAAAAACCUGUCCUCUCUGUAGAAAGAAUCAGUACCAAACCCGGGUGAUCCGCGAUGGGGCCCGACUCUUCAAAAUCAAGUGCGCGACCAGGAUCCAGGCGUCCUGGCGCGGACACGUGGUCAGGAGGUGGUACCGGGACCUGAGGCGGACAGUGCCGCCCGCAGAUGCCAAGCUCAGGAGGAAGUUCUUUGAAGCCAAGUUCACAGAGAUCAGCCAGCGCCUGCUCUGCUCCUUCUGCACGGACAUCGACGCUCUCUUCUCUGAGGUGGACCACUGCCUGGCCGUCAACCGCAGCGUCCUGCAGCAGCUGGAGGAGCGCUGUGGCCGCGAGCUCUCCGAAGAGGAGUGGGGCGAGAUCCAGACCCAGGCCCUGUGCCGGGAGGCCCCCGACUGCCCCAUCUGCCUCGCCGCGCUGGCGCCACGGGAGAGGGUCCUGCUGUCCUGCUCACACGUGUUCCACCAUGCAUGCCUCCAAGCCCUGGAGGAGCUCUCCCUGGGGGACAGCGCACCUUUCCACACGUGUCCGCUCUGCCGCUGCUGCUAUCAGAAGAGGAUUCUUGAAUGUUGA
This is a messenger RNA of Budorcas taxicolor (takin), 1062 nucleotides long. RefSeq names its product ring finger protein 32 (gene RNF32). Gene Ontology annotation, molecular function: protein binding. The record is from RefSeq and is a predicted model, not a curated record. Lineage: Eukaryota; Metazoa; Chordata; Mammalia; Artiodactyla; Bovidae. Bases 1 to 1062 code for a protein of 353 amino acids. The transcript has 8 exons.